Messenger RNA from Xyrichtys novacula (pearly razorfish), 627 nucleotides. The record is from the annotation of a GenBank genome assembly. Lineage: Eukaryota; Metazoa; Chordata; Actinopteri; Labriformes; Labridae.
AUGAAAACUCGCAUUGUGUUCCUGCUCUUUGCUCUGUUGGCUGGGCUUAAUGCGAUGCCGAUUGAUUCUCCCGUGGUGGAGGAUGAGGAAGGUACUCAUGUGCAUCUUUGUUGCUAAUGUUGAGUCUUGUCCCCAGAAAUCAGAGGCAUUUUAUGGUCAAACUUUUGGGCUCUGUAACUAAAUUGACCUUUUCUUCAAGAUGCAGAAAGCUCUGAGGAUACCGCCCUGCAAGAAAUUUUAGAUGAUUUAGUCAAAUCAUCUGACAAUCCAUCAAACCCAGACGAACCCUCAGCACUCGAUGAGGGCGCACAAGAUGACCCUACAGCAAUGGAUGAGGAAUCGCAAGAUGAUCUCCCACUGUUUGACGAAGACUCAAAUGAUGGGGAGUCUUCAGAGGAUGAUAGCUCAAAACCCGAAGAGGACUCCUUGAACUCGACUAUCCAUGAGGUUGCUCCAGAAGAUAUUUCUCCCUCACAAGAUGAAGACUCCACAGAAGAUGAAACUUCUUCACCAGGAGACGGUUCUUCAGAUGAGGAUUCUUCCUCACAGGGUGAUAAUCUUAAAGAGGAGGAUCUUGGUGAGGACUCUCCAUCAGAUGGUCCUUUGACAGGAGGUGACAAUGAGUAA